Morus notabilis is the source of this 721-nucleotide messenger RNA. RefSeq lists its product as uncharacterized. The transcript is spliced from 5 exons. The record is from RefSeq and is a predicted model, not a curated record. The annotation marks the transcript as partial. NCBI's taxonomy places the organism in Eukaryota, Viridiplantae, Streptophyta, Magnoliopsida, Rosales, Moraceae.
UUGAUGAUACUAGGAAUGUACUAUCUGCAGCUCUUUCCAAGCUUGAUCCCGAGGAUUCAUUUAGCAUUAUAGCUUUUAAUGGAGAGACUUAUCUGUUCUCGACAUCGAUGGAAUUAGCUGCCAAAGAGGCAGUCGAAAGGGCCACUGAAUGGAUGAACAUGAAUUUUGUUGCCGGUGGUGGAACAAAUAUUUUGCUUCCACUAAAUCAGGCAAUAGAAAUGCUAUCUAAUGCUCGGAGUUCAACUCCUAUCAUUUUCCUUGUUACUGAUGGGGCUGUUGAAGACGAGAGACAAAUAUGUGAUGUGAUGAGAACUCAUCUAAAAGACAGGGGAUCAAAAUGUCCGCGUAUAUACACUUUUGGAAUAGGUGUAUUCUGCAACCACUAUUUCUUGCGGAUGCUUGCUAUGAUCAGCAGGGGGCAUUAUGAUGCUGCCUACGACGUAGAUUUGGUGGAAGCUCGGUUAGAGAAACUAUUUUUCAAAGCUUCAUCUGUGAUUCUUUCGGAUAUAACCUUUGACUCAUUGGAUAACCUCGAUGAUCUUGAGGUGUUCCCUUCCCACGUUCCAGACCUUUCCUCUGACGGUCCGAUAAAUGUAUCUGGUAGAUACCGGGGAGAUUUCCCGGACACUUUCAAAGCUAAAGGUGUCUUAGCCAAUUCGAAUACCUUGGUGAUAGACUUGAAAGUACAUAAUGCAAAGGACAUACCACUCGACAGGGUAAG